Molecule: messenger RNA, 8653 nt
Organism: Bemisia tabaci
Lineage: Eukaryota; Metazoa; Arthropoda; Insecta; Hemiptera; Aleyrodidae
Gene: mib2
Product: E3 ubiquitin-protein ligase mind bomb 2
Biological process (GO): protein ubiquitination
Cellular component (GO): cytoplasm
Molecular function (GO): ubiquitin-protein transferase activity; protein binding; zinc ion binding
Source: RefSeq, a predicted model, not a curated record
CUUGGACUAUGGCGUAACUGAUAUGGUUAGGAGGUUAUCUCCUAAUUAGUAAAUUUGCAUUUUUCCAUAUUCGAGCUGCUGAUCCUUUUUGUGUUAGAGUUUUAGUUUACCAAACAAGCACCGUCGUUCAAUUCCGUGCGAUUGUUGAUUUUAUUCUGAUAUCGUUGUAAUGUUAAGUCUAACUAAGUAUUGUGAUUUUACACCAAACUUUCACCCCUUCUCAGUGAGUGCUAUCAAGAUGGUCAGAUUCCAUUUAGAGCUUCAGCAUUCUCUUCUUCCGUAGCUCAUCACCAUGAAACCAAUAUGUUCUUAUCAGUAUUCUAAGUUUAUAUUUCAUUUAAAGUUCACUGUGCCACUGUAAUUGUGUUGGACCAAGUGAUGGUUUGUGCUGUCUACAUUGCUUGUCUAAAUGAGUGUCAUCCAUCCCAACAUGAUGAAACAAAUCUCUAGUCCAUGAUUGAUGUGUUGAGGAGUUUUUCUAAAUUCGCAUCAAAUGAUUGGAAUCGGGACUAGAGUUGUCAGGGGACCUGAUUGGAAGUGGGGAAACCAGGAUGGCGGAGAGGGCCAUGUUGGCACGGUCGUCGAGGUUGGGAAAGCAGGAAGUGAAGCUUCUCCUGACAAAACAGUCGUUGUACUUUGGGAUUCCGGAGCCAGAACAAACUACAGGGUUGGUUACGAUGAUGCCUUUGACCUGCGUAUCUGUGAUAAUGCACCCGCAGGGGUGAAACACCAGAACAUCAUUUGCAACAGUUGCAAAAUUCAUGGUAUCUCUGGCAUUCGAUUCAAAUGUGCUCAAUGUUAUGACUAUGAUCUAUGCUCCCAGUGUUACAUGAAUGACAAGCAUGAUAUCUCUCAUACUUUUCUAAGAUUUGACACAUCAGUCUCUUACGGAGUUGAGCUGGAGCCCAGAAGAGGAUGUCAAAAGUCACAACUUAGAGGCAUUUUUAUAGGUGCAAGGGUCAUUCGCGGACCAGACUGGGAUUGGGGUGAUCAAGAUGGUGGAGAAGGCAAAUUAGGGCGUGUCAUAGGAAUACGCGGUUGGGAAAACGAAUCAAGUCGUUCGGUAGCAAAUGUUACCUGGAGCACUGGCUCUACAAAUGUUUAUCGAUUGGGUCACAAGGGCAAAGUUGACCUGAAGUAUGUGCAAGAAGCAACAGGUGGACCAUAUUAUAAAACACACCUUCCAGUUUUAGGGAAAGCUGCUGAAACAAUCGAAAACAUUCCAGCAGUACCAACUCUGCCGGAAGGACAAAGACAUUUAACUUUUAAUGUUGGAGACAAAGUGAAAGUCUUAAUGGAUAUUGAUACUUUGAAAGGAAUGCAAGAAGGGCAUGGAGGCUGGAAUCCAAGGAUGGCAGAGUAUAUUGGAAAAAUUGGAAUUGUUCACCGGGUGACCGACAGAGGUGACAUUCGAGUUCAGUAUGAAGGUUGUAACAAUCGAUGGACAUUCCAUGCAGGAGCUCUUACCAAAAUCAAUAACACAUUUGCUCCGGGCGAUAUAGUCAAACUAACGGAAGAUGUUCAGAAAAUGAAGGAGCUGCAAAGAGGUCAUGGAGAAUGGAUCGAAGUCAUGGCAAAUGCUGCUGGAAAGUUAGGAAAAGUGAUUAAAUUGUAUGCUGAUGGUGAUCUCCGAGUCUUGGUUGAUGGUCAAACAUGGACUUUGAACCCUUUGAAUGUGUCACUUGUGCCAGGAUCUACAACUGAGUUGAACAAUACCUUAGCUGCCAUUGCACCUCGUAGUAAUCACAGCAGUCCAUUAACAUCAUUGUUGUCCGGGAUGCAUGACUGUCAUCUGGAUGUGACGAAAGCAGACAAGCUUGUCCGAGAAGCUGCUCAGGGCAACAUUAGUGUCAUACGAGAUUUUAUCGUCAAACACCCUGACAAGGUCGAUUGUCAAAGUGAUGGAAAAACAUGUCUUCAAGUUGCUUGCCAUCAAGGACACAUGAAACUCGUUUGUUACCUCCUCACAUCUGGGGCCUCUGUUGAAAUGGCGGACAAUGAAGGGGACACUGCCUUACACUAUUCUGCGUUUGGAAAUCAACCUGAGAUAAUGAAAUUGUUGCUAGAACAUGGAGCAAAUAUUAAUACAGUCAAUAAAAGUCAGUGUACAGCUUUGCAUGUGGCUGUGAACAAACAGCAUCCUCACUGUGUCCGUGUUCUGUUGAGACAUAAUGCCAACGUCAACCUCCAGGACUCAUAUGGAGACACAGCCUUACAUGAUGCCAUUGGAAAGGAUAAUUUCAACAUCAUUGAUAUGCUGUGUGAUACUCCUGGUAUUGAUUAUACUCUUCAAAAUAACCGUGGGUUCAACGUUCUUCAUCAUGCUGCGCUCAAAGGGAAUAACUAUGUCACAGAGAGGGUUCUCACCUUUGCAAGACAAAUGGUUGAUGCUAGAAAAGAUGACGGUUUUGCAGCUUUACAUCUUGCAGCUUUAAAUGGUCAUACCGCUGUUACUGAAACUUUGAUUUCGCAAGGUCAUGCUGUUGUCAAUAUCCGUAAUAAUAGGAAGCAAACCCCUCUUUUAUUAGCUGUCUCUCAGGGUCAUUGUUCUGUGGUUGAGUUGUUAGUCUCGAUGGGAGCUGAUAUCAUGGUUGAGGAUGAAGACGGUGAUACAGCUCUGCAUUUAGCACUCAUCAAACGCUCCUCUAUGGUUGGGAAAAUUAGUGAGCUUGAAUCUCCGACAAUAUUUGGUAUUUAUCAACAACUUGGCGGAAGGUCUAUCGGUCAUCCGGUGGCCCUCGCUAUUGCCUGUUACCUUGUUCAAGAAGGAUGUCCUUUGGAGAAGCCUAACAAAAAGGGAAAAACUGGAUUAGAUCUGAUAGCAGACACCCCAAUGGUGGAUAUCUUGAAGCAUUAUGUUACCUCAUCGCAAAGUGUUGAACCACGGCAACCAAGCACCGAACUAAUGUCGCCUAGUUCCAAUAACUUUGAUGCAGCGUUUUUGAAGACUGAGGUUGCUGAAGAUGCUUUGAACGAAUUAUUGAAUGCCUCAGAAUCAGAAGUUGAGCCGCCUCGCAGUAUUCCUGUAGAGUGUACUGUUUGCUCGGAGUUGAACAAGGAAAACAUUCUCUUUGAACCGUGUGGUCAUCGGAUCGCUUGUGAAGACUGCUCGUCUCGUAUGAAGAAGUGUUUGAAGUGUGGAGUAAUCAUAUCAAAAAGACUCUCACAAGACGGGCGUACGAUAGCUUGUCGAUCCAGACACUCAAGUGCUGAGAGGAUGCGCUACCUAGAGGAUAAAAUGACGGAGAUCGAAGAAGCUCAGCUUUGCUCUAUCUGUAUGGAGCGAAAACGAAACGUCGCGUUUCUGUGUGGACAUGGCUCUUGCAAAAAGUGCUCGCUUACUCUCAAGAUAUGUCAUAUGUGCCGCAAACAAAUAACAAAAAAAAUCGAUCUGUAUUGAGCAUGUUUUUAAUUGUGAACCAGUGUUAAUGUAAGGUAAUUUUUUUAACAAACAAGAUUUUUAAGCUCAUCAGCCUUUGAUUUUAAUGUUGAGAAGAUGUACUUUAUAUUUAGGAAGUUGCCAAAUUUUGCACUUUUAGACUUUGCAUGAUAAGCUUAAUAAUUAGUUCUAGGUAUGGCCUUUGUCAGCAAUCUCAUCAUUAGCCUAUCAUAAUAAGCAUCUGUUAAUUGGCCAUGAGAGUCAGAGUCAGAAGAGUCGCUUCAUUCUUCUAAGAUUUUGCCCGCUUGUAAAAGUUCAAUUUCCUGUAGGCAUUUAAAACGUGAUAAACCAAAAAAGUACAACUUAAGGGUGCAUCGAUGUUGAAGAGAUUUUGCAUCCUUUCCUCAUUUAAAUGAGAAUCGAAGUGUUCUGUCUUAUCAUGCAUCGUUAACUCAGUUAUCAUCGCCAGAAUUUUUCUGAAGAAUUACUGUCAAGUUUCACAAUCAUAAGGGUACCAGCAUCUCUAACUUGAUUAAUUGAAGAUAUUCUCAAAUUUAUCACCAUAACAACUCAAAAAUCCAAUUGAAGGAAAUUCCGGCAGGAGCGAAAUCUGUAAAUUAUCAAAAUUUGUUCGAUACCUUCAUGAUAUUCCUAUGAGAAUUCAUCUUCGGUGCUAGGUGUUACAAGUACACCUUGAUGUGUAUUUUUCAGACAGAAAAAUUCUCAAGUUGAUGUUUUAAUUGCACAUUUUACACUUGUUUACCAAGUUGUGACUGAAUCAAUUGGAAUAAAACAUGCUUGCUGUUCUUUAAAAACUGAAGCACGAUUAGUGAUUGGACUUGCAAAGGAUGAAGCAUAAUUUAAGUUUUAUCGAGUAAGUAAUGGUACUUUAUAAUGAAGUUUCCAACCACAAGCAGUCCCAUAAUUCUAGUUAUCUGUUCCUAAUUUACAUGCAUUAUCAGGCGUCUGUGUUUAAUUUUACACUCUCUUCGAACUAAAUCAGUAUAUCUUAUUAUUUAUUUUAAACUUUGAGAACUGUUAUUUGUUUUCUUACUCAUGUCAGUACAUACUUCUAAACAAUGAGUCUCGAGAAAGCAUAAUUCUUUUUUUCAACUUAUGUGAUACAUACUAAAUUAGAGAAUUAUUUUUAAUAUUAAGUAGCAUAUCCAUUGUUAUAAUAAUUAGCAGAUCCAAGCACUAAUGAUUUAUAAUCAACACUUACAAGCAUUUGUUUGGCGCCUCUUUCAUCAUCGAGACUUUCCUUUUUUUAAAUUUUACAGACCUAAUAUUGAAUUUGUGAUAUCCUCAACGGGCCUGUUGCAAACCUUUGCUAGAGCCAAACUAAGAGUUGUUUCUUACAGAUAAUGCUUCAAAAAUCACGAUGAGCGCAUUGACAAAGUCUGAAAUGCACUCAUAACUUCACAAUAUGCAUAAGAAAUUUGCAGUUUUUUGAGCUUUCUGCUUCAAAAACAAUACUACAGCACAGGUGAACAUUUUGUUAAAGGAGUCGUUCCAUCGUCGGCAAUAUUCAUCUUGGCCAACGCCAAUCUGCCAAAACAUGUGUGAUGGGACGAGACAACACCUGACCAGGAUAAGACCAGGUAACAAUCGACGUAUGUAUGUUCAUAUUUUCCUCGCCCACCUUGAUUGACCUGGCACUUGCCUUGAAUUAUGCGCGGAACCGCAGAAGCAUCGGCCAUGAUGAAUAUUGCCGACGAUGGAGCGACUCCUUUAACAAAAUGUUCACCUGUUCCGUAGAAUCAAUUUUGAAGCAGGAAGCUCAAAAAAGCGCAAAUUUCUUUUGCAGAUUGUGAAGUUAUGAGUGCAUUUCAGACUUUGCCAAUGCGCUCAUCGUAAUUUUUGAGGCAUUAUCUAUAGAAAACAACUCUUAUUUUUGCGCUAGCACUGUUUGCAACGGGCGCAUUAAAUGUUAAGUUACAAUUUACACGUAUUUAUAAGAAACUUAUUACUACAUGCCUUAAUGAAUCACGCUUGGCACUUCCUCACUAAUUUUUCUGAGGUAAAAUAGAAGUGCUGUUCAAUCAUCAAUCGUUUCUACCGAAAAUUGGAGAAUUAGGGGGACCCUAUUUGAAUUGCUGUUGCAGGGCUCAGUGAAUCCCUUUAUCAUUUACUUUUGCAUCACAAACUGUACCUUGCAUCGAUCUUUUUCCCCCAUCUUGGCUGUAUUUUUCUAUCGGAAUUCCAACUGAGUUUGUCAGUUUAUUAUACUUGAAUCAUUGUGUCAAGGUCAGUGAAUUCCUCUCUGCUGAGUUUAAGUGAUUAAGAUAGGUUGUUAAUUCUUCAAUAACAGCAUCUUAUGAAUUUUUUUAUUUCAAGAAUUUGUUCCUGUGAAUUGCUCAGUUUUCCCUGGAAUGUAAAAAUUUGAUAAUUUCAAAGAAAUAGCAGAUGCAUUCGUCUAGUCAAUUUGAGGUUAACCAAAGAAAAUUCAUGGUAGGAACAUCAGGGAAAUUCUUUGUUUGUGCAAUUUUUAAACCACCCUGCUGUCAAAUCCUGAUUGCUCUAAUGAGCUCUGUUAAGAUGAAAAAAUUGCUUCCUUAUUUUUAAAUUACCUCAUUUAAGGGAAUUUUAAAAUACAGAUCAAACGUCUAAUAAUCAUAAUUAUUGGAAUUACAAUACAUUUAAUAUAUCUUCUUUACUUUUUAAGUUUUCCGUCAAGUGCACAACAAGUUGAUCUCUUUGAAGAGAAAUAGCAAUUAAAAGAAUUGGAAUCAGAUUUCAGUUUCUUCUGCUGCUAUUUCAUAACAAUUAUCAUACUUAGAUUUACAGUGGGGUGACAGUUGUGUUUUUGUUAGUUUUUUUAGUCUUAUUAAUCAAAACAAGCGUAUACUUUCAGAUCACAGUUUUUAUGAAUUCUCCUUUUCUCAUUUUUUUCUUAUUCUUUUUUUUUUUUUUUUUAUUCGUUCAUUUUUUAAAUCAUUUGCAAGCUCGAUCAGGUAUUACUUUUUUUUUCUUUGAUUAACUGAAUUUUCUGAGAAAGGCCCUUGUAGUGUAAUUUUUUUUUUUUUUAUUGAAUUAUCUCUUUUAAUUUUACUUUGACCUCCCCCCCCCUCCUCUUCUCCAUUCCCACCAGGAAAGAUUGUAACAUUAUAUAAUAUCAAUAUUAUGUGUAUAGUGAGAAUGGGCUAUUGUAUAUUACAGACUAUAAGACAUUUUAUUUCUGUUAGAUUUUUAUGAAAUCCCAUUUGUCAGUUACAUUUUUUUGGUGUGCAAUUGUUGCAUCAUACCCAGAGUAAAUUGCAAAUUAAGUUAUUCUAAAAUGCACCUAACUUUUUUUUCAUUUUGCAUUAUGAAAUGAUCCCUCUUUAUUGGUUUUCAAGUCCCUCUGACUAAGAUAAAUAGCAAUAUUUGCACGUAGAUAAUAAUAAUGUAUGAAGACACCAGUAGAUCCAUUGUGAACUGAUCACUUGAUUUUUUUAUAAUACAAUCAAAUGGACCUUUAAACAAGAUAAGAAAUUGAGCACUUGAUACUGAACAUGUAUACUCAAGUAGAACCUAUUAAACAUGUCGGAAACCUUCAAGAUUAUCUUAUAAAUGAGAAAUAUAUUUUCUGGAUGAAACAGUAUGAACAAGUAAUUAAAACUUCCCACUCACAAAAAACCAAAAUCAAUGUAGAACAAAUCAAGCAGUGAUAUCAACUUAUUUAUCAGGCAAAUAACAAGAUCUCAGUUGUGCAAGAAUUUCGAUUUUCUCCAUAUCAAAGAUACCUUUAAUCUUGUCAAAAAAAAGUUAAUGCAUAGGAAUAUUCUUGCAUUGUAAAACAUACGGAAAUCUGUUUAUUUCUUUAGUGGACUCUGGUUUUAUUGUGAACGGGAAGUGCUAAUCAACGUAGACGAAAACCGUCAUUCUCCCACUUACAAGUUGAAUUAAUAAUAAUAACAAGUUGAAUGAAUAUAUACCCAUCGUACUUCAUGCAAAAUUUUGACAGGGCAUGAUAGUUCUGGAGCUUAAUUUAGUAAUCUGCUUCUUGGUCCAUUGAAUUGUAUAGCUAUUGUGUAUAAUUUUUUUUUCUUCCCCCCCCCCCUCCCCAAGUAUGGCAAAUGAAUAGUAAUGUCUCUCCAACAGCUUAAUAUUUGUACUAUGCACUUUAUUAAUGAAGACAAAACUAACUCAAGUUUUCAGUGAUGAUAUGUAUCAUUGUAAUAUUAUUCAUUAAUGUAACUGGAUUUUUCCUCCAUUCACGGGACGUGCAAUAGCGAGUUCAUCACAAUGCAUUUGGAUACCUUAAAUGCCCAUGACAAUGUAAAAGAGGAUCAGAGUUUUCUUUGGGUUAAGUAAAUCAUUUCUCCUUGAAAAAUAUGAAUCAAAGUUUUGAAAUGGAUUCCUAAUCCUGUUUGUGUGAGCCUGGCUCCACAUUAAUUUUUAUGUAGGAUUUUUAACAUAGUAUCACCAAUUUUAAUUUCCACUGAUAUGAUUCCAGUUAACCAAAGUAAUUUAAAUUUAAAUGACUGGAAUAAAGUAGAAGAUUGAGGUGUUCACAUGUAUUGAUGAAGCUCAGUAUUUUGUUGCGUAUCAAGCAUUUACUCUCACUUAUCACAAAGUGGACGCAUUCAUAAAAAAGUGAGUCUGUCUGCAGAAAGAAGAGAUUCAAGAAAGAACGUAUCAGUUGUGGCGUUCCGAAAUCCCAGUUCCUGUUUUAUUUUUUAAAAGGAGACCAAACCAACAUCAAUUAAAUUGAGAAAUUACGCUGACUAGUUUUCCGAAAGGAAAAUAAAGAAUGACAGGAAGUCAGCAAUGUCGCAAACCAAGACAUGUUGUUUCGCACUUCGGCUGUCAAUACAUCAUAAUUCCAAAGCUAUUGCACUGAAGUCAUUUUUCAGAACUCUUGAAGUAGAUAGAACGUCUUUUGUUCAAAUGCGGUUGAUUAUAUUUGCCCUAUUUUCAAAUUUACCAUGCUAAAGCCAUGGAAUAGGCUAGGCCAUGUGUUUGUUUGUUGGUUCCCUCUUUGAUUUCUUUUUUGUUCCAGAGUAUGAGCUUGCUUUCGAUUAUGUUUGCUAUUUUUUUUUUUUUCUUUUUUUUUUGCUUAUCUUUUAUUUUCUGAUUUGGCAUGUAUUUGCAAUCCUAUGCGGAUUGGGAUUCUUUGUGAUACCUAACUACGUAAUUAAAUUUUUACCUGUAAACUACCAUAGUUGAAUGUACAUAAAUAUAUUUUUUCUAUGUAUGUUUGCUGUAAAUAUGUAAUUCAGAUGUACAUCUGCGAUACAUUAAAGAGUAGUUUAUUAAUAAAUAUAUCACUGUUGAGUGUUGUUUCAAUGA